UUGUUGUCACCGUUAUAUUCAGACGCAUGCGCGUUGUAACCAGUUUCCUCAUGAAAUGUGUACCUGCGCUGCAAUCAACCUCUGAAAAUCGUUUUCUCGUCCGUCGGUUAAGCCGUUUGGGCAACUUACCUGCUACUUACAUCAUCAUCCAAUGUGACAAAGAUAUUUAUCUGCAACUUCCCUUGCUGUUUUGGACAAAUCCUCGUGGAAUACUUCGCGAACUUAGAUAUAGCGGAAGACGGCGGAAGGUGUGAGGUGAAGCGGGCAAUAUAGUGGGAAACUCCACGGAAACCUGUACAGGUACAAAAAGUUCGGUGUGCCCAUACAGUGAAGAAACGGCUAUUUUUUUACUUAUGAGGAAAAGCCAACUGCAGAGAUUACAAAAGAAGGACUUUGAUUUAUAUUUGUUGAGAAGUUUGAAGUAGCUUGGCAUAAAAAAACUGCUGUUUAAUUUUGAGAGAUAGCGGAGAAGGACCUCGGGACUAACCAUGCCACGAGCUUUUCUGGUGAAAAAAACGAACAUUUCACCUGGCAAGAGAAACUGGAGCGAUCUACCAGAUCAUGAACGCGGUGACAUUUAUAUUCCAGCCUCCAUGUCUCCCUUUGCUUCCCGAGAGGAGACAGAAGCCAGUCCGGCAGAGGUGGCCCUGUGCCUCUCCACGCGCAAGGAAAACCGCAUGUAUACAAACAACAAGAUGUACACGCAUGACCCUUGUGCAGUGGUUCCUGCAGCUGAGCUUCCAUCUUCCACUGCUCAAGGGCUGUGUUCAGAGACGGAGCACAUUCGAAGCUCACACAACAAUACAUAUGUUCGCACUAAAAUAAAGGUGACCACAGGUGAGCUUCCCAUUGAGGCCCCGCCCACUGUCCCUUCUAUAACAACAGGUCCACCUGUUUCUAUAGCAACGCCAUGCCACCAGCCGGUCACUAAGUUAUCUUCAGCGCAGGCGGGUGGUGUCUCCUAUUCGUGCCCGAUGUGUCAAAAAGUUUUCCAGUUCCAGCGCAUGCUAAACAGACACCUGAAAUGUCACAGUGAACAGAAGAGGCAUUUGUGUGAUUUCUGUGGAAAGGGCUUUAAUGACACCUUCGAUCUCAAGAGGCAUGUCCGCACACACACAGGUGUUCGUCCAUAUAAGUGCAAUCUCUGUGAGAAGGCCUUCACCCAGCGCUGCUCUUUGGAGUCCCACAUGAAAAAGAUUCAUGGUGUCACACAGCAGUACGCUUACAAGGAACGUCGCAGCAAGCUGUACGUUUGCGAAGAAUGCGGCAAUACUUCAUCCACCCAGGACGCGUUGCUGCGCCACCUUCACACUGAACAUCCCAACAGUACCCUCUUGCGGGCCAAGGGGGGACGAAGACAUUUAACAGCAGGGAACACUACCAAAGAAGAGAUGUCCGAACCUGGUUCCCCUUACUCUCUUAAUAGUGAUGAUAAUGCGGGGUCAGGAGGGCAAUAGAGAUAGGGAUGCUAAAAAAUGAAUUAUUUUUAUAAACAUUAUGAUGAUUUAUUGUUUCAGUGACAAACAUAAUGGAAGGAAUUUUUGAAAAGGGAAAAUGAAAGUGAGGUCACCAAAAUGCAUAUUUUAUUAUUAAUGUGUUUUUAUAGCAGUAAACUGAGAUUAGGUUUACAUUUUGCUGUAGAUACUGGGUGUUCUUUAUAUACACAAAAUAGAAUGCAAAAUGUCUACUGUUUAUGUAUGCACUCCUUCGGUUUACAUAUUGUUGUCAUUAUUAAAUUAUUAAAAUGUAUGUAAUUAAACACCACUCAGGAGAAACACAGAUUAAUGUGACAUGAAAUAGUUAAAUGUGUAAAAGUGUUUCAGCACUAAAAUACAUUAUGAACUCUGCAGGGGCUGAUAGGUACAUGUCAGUUUUUUUGACGUCUUAAUGUUUGAAAGGAUUUCUAAAAGGGGAAUUACGUGUUUUGAUAAUAAUUGCAGUGCUUUGUUUGUAUGUAAAAUAUUUGCAUAGAUUUAUAAAGAAUACCUUGGUGUGCUUUUUCUGGGCAGGUUUGCUAGAUUUUAUACAUUUAUCUUUAAAUAUACCAACCAUCCUGUAGCAAUGUUUGGGUUGCAUGACGUUUUUGUAC
This is a messenger RNA of Misgurnus anguillicaudatus (oriental weatherfish), 2089 nucleotides long. RefSeq names its product ovo-like zinc finger 1a (gene ovol1a). Gene Ontology annotation, cellular component: nucleus. Gene Ontology annotation, molecular function: RNA polymerase II cis-regulatory region sequence-specific DNA binding; DNA-binding transcription factor activity, RNA polymerase II-specific. Gene Ontology annotation, biological process: epidermal cell differentiation; regulation of transcription by RNA polymerase II. The record is from RefSeq and is a predicted model, not a curated record. NCBI's taxonomy places the organism in Eukaryota, Metazoa, Chordata, Actinopteri, Cypriniformes, Cobitidae.